UCAAAUUAUGGAUACAUUAAAGCAUUUGUGACUCAUUUCCCACUCACCAUUGUGGUUCACUACUUCUUUGUAAUAAUCACAGCUCAGAGUAUGUUCUGUUCUGCUCAAAAGAGUAGCACAAACCAUUCAAAAUUGAACCUUCAAAAAUGCCUUCAUGUAACAAUGUUUUGAACUCAAUUGGUGAAAUUUCAUGGAUUUGUCUGAAGAAUUUUGAUUUCAAUUCUUUAUGUUCUCAAAGGAGCUUAAUAGACACAAUCAAUAUACUCUUUCUAUGUGUCUACUUUAUAUCUUUGAUUAUCACUAUAAUCAGAAAAACUUCUACAAAUGAAAGCCACAGAAAAUUCUGGAUUUUCCUUAUUGUUUCAAUUUGUUGUGGAAUUAUUAGCAUUGCAUUUUUCGGUAUUGGAUUGUGGAAUCUCAUAGCAAAAACUGAUUACUCUGAGAAAUUGAAUUGGUUAACUUGCAUUAUCAAAGGAUUCAUUUGGAGUUCUUUUGCAGUUUCUUUGAUUGUUCAAAGAGUCAAAUGGAUUAGAAUAUUAAACUCUAUAUGGUGGUUAUCUUCAUGUGUAUUGGUUUCAGUUAUCAACAUUGAAAUUCUGAUAAAAAAUCAUGCAAUUGAAGCUUUAGAUAUUGUACAGUGGCUUGUACAUUUUCUUCUUUUGUAUUGUGCUUUCAAAAAUGUUGGUUAUUUAGGAAAUAAUAGUGUUCAAGAAGGUUUAUCUGAGCCACUAUUAGGUCAAAAAAUUGAAACUAAUCAAACAGGAUUAGGUCAUGCUAAUUUCUUCAGCAAGUUGAUUUUCUGUUGGAUUAAUUCUUUAAUCAGUUUAGGUUACUCGAAGCCACUCGGUCUUGAAGAUAUACCUUCUCUUGUUUCUGAAGAUGAAUCAAACAUGGCUUAUCAAAAAUUUGUUGAUGCUUGGGAAUCACUUGUUAGAGAGAGGACUAAGAACAAUACAAAGAGUUUGGUUCUUUGGUCUAUAGUUAGAAUUUACUUGAAAGAAAAUUUAUUAAUUGCAUUUUACGCAUUAAUCAGAACUAUUGCUGUUGUAGUUUCAUCUCUAAUAUUGUAUGCAUUUGUUAGCUACUCGAAUAGAACUGAGGAAGAUCUUAAAAAAGGUCUUUCUAUAGUUGGUUUUUUGAUUGUCACCAAGGUGUUCGAGUCUUUGUCGCAAAGACAUUGGUUUUUUAACUCAAGGAGAUCAGGAAUGAAAAUGAGAUCAGCUCUGAUGGUGGCAGUUUAUCGAAAGCAGUUAAAGCUUUCUAGCUCGGCAAGGACAAGGCACUCGGCUGGCGAAAUUGUGAAUUACAUUGCAGUUGAUGCAUAUAGAAUGGGAGAAUUUCCAUGGUGGUUUCAUAGAACAUGGACUUCUGCAUUGCAACUUGUUCUUUCUAUUGGUGUACUUUUUUGUGUUGUUGGUAAUGGUUCUCUUCCUGGUUUAGUCCCUCUUCUUAUAUGUGGACUUCUCAAUGUACCAUUUGCAAAGAUCAUGCAAAAGUGUCAGUCACAGUUUAUGAUUGCACAGGACGAGCGUCUCCGAUCAACUUCAGAGAUUCUGAACAGUAUGAAGAUCAUUAAGUUACAAUCAUGGGAAGAAAAAUUCAAGAACUUAGUUGAGUCGCUACGCAAUAAAGAGUUUGUUUGGUUGUCUAAGGCACAAAUACUGAAAGCUACUAAUUCAUUUCUUUAUUGGAUGUCUCCUACGGUUGUUUCUGCUGUUGUUUUCCUUGGAUGUGCUGUUACCGGGAGUGCACCAUUGAAUGCUGAAACCAUUUUCACAGUUAUUGCAACAUUGAAGAACAUGGGAGAACCUGUUAGAAUGAUCCCUGAGGCACUAUCUAUUAUGAUUCAAGUUAAGGUUUCGUUUGAUCGUCUUAAUAUAUUUUUUCUUGAUGAAGAACUAAAUAAUAUUGAUAGUGAAAGAAACUUACGGCAAUGUUUGGUUAAUGCUGUGGAAAUUCAAGAUGGCAACUUCAUUUGGGAUCACGAAUCUGUCUCCUCAACUUUAAAAGACGUGAAUUUAGAAAUCAAACGGGGACUGAAAAUUGCAGUUUGUGGACCAGUUGGAGCUGGAAAAUCGUCACUUUUGUAUGCGAUACUUGGAGAGAUUCCUAAGAUUUCAGGAACUGUUAACGUUGAUGGCACAUUAGCCUAUGUGUCUCAAUCGUCUUGGAUACAAAGUGGAUCAGUUCAAGAUAAUAUACUCUUUGGCAAGCCAAUGGACAAAACAAGAUAUGAGAAAGUAAUUAAAGCUUGUGCCUUAGAUAAGGAUAUCAAUGAUUUUAGCCAUGGUGAUGUUACAGAAAUUGGUCAGAGAGGGAUCAACAUGAGUGGAGGACAAAAGCAAAGGAUUCAACUAGCUAGAGCAGUCUACAAUGAUGCUGAUAUCUAUCUCCUUGAUGAUCCUUUCAGUGCAGUUGAUGCACAUACAACUUCAAUACUAUUCAAUGAUUGUGUCAUGACUGCUUUAAGAGAGAAAACAGUGAUUCUAGUUACUCAUCAAGUGGAGUUUCUCUCAGAAGUUGAUACUAUAUUGAUAAUGGAGGGUGGAAAAGUUAUUCAAUCAGGUAGUUAUGGGAAUCUCCUGACAGCUGGAACAGCCUUUGAACUGCUUGUGAGUGCUCAUAAAGACACAAUUACUGACUUGAAUCAAAAUCAUGAAAAUAAAGGUUCUGAAAAUGAGGUUUUGACAAAAAACCAAAGUGAGGGAGAGAUUUCUAAUAUCAAGGGACCAAUUGGCACACAGCUUACACAAGAGGAAGAAAAAGUGAUUGGUAAUGUUGGAUGGAAGCCGUUCUGGGAUUAUAUUAAUUAUUCCAAUGGGACAUUCAUGCUGUGUUUGAUUAUUUUAGCACAAUCUGGUUUUUUGGCUUUGCAGAUUGCAUCAACUUUUUGGCUUGCUAUAGCCAUUGAAAUUCCAAAAAUAACUAACACCACCUUGAUUGGUGUUUAUGCAUUAGUUUCGUUUUCUAGUUCUGGUUUGGUUUAUGUAAGAUCUUACUUGUCCGCACUUUUGGGAUUAAAAGCUUCUACUGCUUUCUUCUCAAGCUUCACCACAGCUAUCUUCAAAGCCCCAAUGCUUUUCUUUGAUUCAACUCCUGUAGGAAGAAUUUUAACUAGAGCUUCAUCAGAUUUGAGUAUUUUGGACUUUGAUAUACCUUGUUCCAUCACCUUUGUAGCAUCUAUAGCAAUUGAAAUUUUGGUGAUAAUUUGUGUAAUGGUUUCUGUCACAUGGCAAGUUCUCAUUGUUGCUGUUCCUGCAAUGGUUGCAUCAAUAUUCAUUCAGCAAUAUUAUCAAGCCACUGCAACUCAACUAAUACGGAUCAAUGGAAUCACCAAAGCUCCAGUCAUGAAUUUUGCAGCUGAGACAUCACUUGGUGUGGUUACCAUAAGAGCAUUCAAAAUGGUAGAUAGAUUUUUCGAAAACUACUUAAAACUCGUGGACACAGAUGCCUCACUGUUUUUUCACUCUAAUGUGACAAUGGAAUGGGUAGUUUUAAGGAUUGAAGCACUUCAAAAUUUGACUGUCAUCACUUUAGCUUUGUUGCUUAUUCUACUACCUCAAGGAUAUGUAUCCCCAGGCCUUGUUGGACUGUCUCUUUCCUAUGCUUUUACCUUGACAGGAAACCAAAUAAAUUGGACUAGAUGGUUUUCCAAUCUAUCUAACUAUAUUAUCUCGGUUGAAAGAAUCAAGCAAUUCAUUCACAUACCAGCUGAGCCUCCAGCUAUUGUGGAUAACAACCGACCUCCAUCUUCAUGGCCUUCCACGGGCAAGAUUGACCUCCAAGGUUUGGAGAUUAGAUAUCGUCCUAAUGCUCCAUUAGUCCUUAAGGGAAUCACUUGUACCUUUAAAGAAGGGAGUAGGGUAGGAGUUGUUGGAAGGACAGGAAGUGGAAAAAGUACACUGAUUAGCGCGUUGUUUCGCUUAGUUGAGCCUUCAAGAGGUUAUAUUCUCAUUGAUGGGAUGAACAUAUGCUCAAUGGGGUUGAAGGAUUUGAGAACAAGGCUAAGCAUAAUCCCUCAAGAACCAACUCUUUUCAAGGGAAGCAUUAGGACAAACAUGGAUCCUCUAGGCCUGUACUCAGAUGAUGAAAUAUGGAAGGCUGUGGAGAAAUGUCAGCUUAAGGAAACAAUCAGCAAGCUACCAAGUCUCCUGGACUCUUCAGUGAGUGAUGAAGGUGGAAAUUGGAGCUUAGGACAACGCCAAUUGUUUUGUCUUGGAAGAGUUCUACUUAAGAGAAACAGAAUUCUAGUUUUGGAUGAAGCUACUGCAUCCAUCGACUCUGCCACAGAUGCCACUCUACAAAGAGUGAUUAGACAAGAAUUUGCAGAAUGCACAGUUAUAACUGUGGCUCAUAGAGUUCCAACUGUAAUAGACAGCGACAUGGUCAUGGUUUUAUCUUAUGGGAAAUUGGUGGAAUAUGAUGAGCCUUCAAAGCUAAUGGACACAAACUCUUCAUUUUCUAAGCUGGUAGCUGAAUAUUGGUCGAGUUGCAGGAAGAAUUCCUUCACAAAUAUUAGCAGCCAGCAGCAAUGAAUAAUGAGUUUAUGGAAAAUAAAGAUUAUCACAUAAACUGAAGGAAAAUAGUUGACAUCUCAGCAGUUAUGAGCCCAGAAGAAUAAAGGGUGAUCUGUCUCGUUGAUGUUGUGUUCCAACGGUGGUGCAAAUGUAUGUGAAUCGAAAAACUUCUGCUUGAGGGAGAGCAUACUCACAUGAAUGGAUAGAAUCACACAUGAAAGGGAGAUUAUUGAGUAAGUAUUCCAUAUUAGAUGAAGAAGAGGAUGUUCAACAACAUAUAAGUGAUAGGACUCAUGCACCUAAUGUCUUAAAGUUUUUAGAUAAAGAUGUUGGAUUAUAAACUUGAUUUGGUCCAUUGGACUAAUUAAGUGUUAGGCCCAUUUUGAUUUUAGUGGUGUAGUCCAAAAAAAGAGUUUUAGAGAGGUGUAGAAGUAGAUUGGUAGAAUAAUACUUAGUUGAGAAAAAUGUGCAUCUGUCUUGAAGUGUGUAGAACAAUCUAUUGAUAGGAGAGGACUUGUCAUUUGUAAACUAAGCGAGUAACUAUGCAGUAAAGUAUUCUCUCCUCUAUUCCUCCUAAAUGCUCACAUACUAAAUCUUCUCCUUUUCCAAAAAUGUAGUAUCAGAACUUAGGUUCUGAUAAGAAAUUCUUUCAUAAUCUUAGGAGCAUUAGAGUGACAAUCUUCCAAGUUCUACUUCUCAAAGG
Molecule: messenger RNA, 5220 nt
Organism: Trifolium pratense (red clover)
Lineage: Eukaryota; Viridiplantae; Streptophyta; Magnoliopsida; Fabales; Fabaceae
Product: ABC transporter C family member 8-like
Exons: 13
Coding region: 147-4535 (1462 amino acids)
Biological process (GO): transmembrane transport
Cellular component (GO): vacuolar membrane; plant-type vacuole
Molecular function (GO): ATP binding; ABC-type transporter activity; ATP hydrolysis activity
Source: RefSeq, a predicted model, not a curated record